AUGACUAAUGUUGUAAAUAUUUGGUUUAAAAAAUCUAGACCUCAAAAUGAUGGCCCGGCUGAACGUGCUUCGUCGUUUAUUUUGAUUGCAGAUAGUAUUCUUAAACAGUCCGGUGAUGAUACCUAUGUUACUGGAACACUUAAACCUGCAAUUUUCAAGGAUUUGGAUUAUGUAGUGAGUACUUGGUCCGACGGAUGUUUCGAUCUCUGGGAGGAACGCAGCGGUGUUCACUUUUACACACUCAUGGUCAUGCGCAAAGGUUUGAUCCACGGUGCAAAUUUCGCUACACGUAACGGUGACACCACACGUGCCUCCACCUACACCACUACCGCCAACACUCUCAAAACCAAAAUCGAUACCUUUUGGUCCGGUACCUACAUUACUGUCACCCAAAGUCUCACAGGGGGUGUUCAAAAAGCCGGUUACGAUGUCUCUACCUUGAUCGCUGCUAAUUCAGGUUCCCUCGCAGACGGUUUCUAUACACCCGGAUCCGAUAAAAUUUUGGCCACAGCUGUCGUUGUUGAAAGCAAAUUUAGUUCUCUCUAUGAGAUCAAUGCCAAUGCCCCUUCUUAUUUGGGUACAGCUAUCGGUCGAUACCCCGAGGAUACGUACAAUGGGAAUGGGAAUGGACAAGGUAACCCUUGGUAUUUGGCAACCAGCGCCUAUGCAGAACUUUAUUAUCGUGCUAUCAAGGAAUGGACACUAGCGGGUCAAGUCAAGGUCUCCUCCAUUAGUUUACCCUUCUUUAAGAAAUUCGAUACGGCUGCUGCUGAAGGGACCGUGUACAAGGUCGGUACAGCUGCUUUUAAUGCCAUGACACAAAACGUCGCGUUGGGUGCGGAUAAGUUUCUUUCUACUGUUAAAAAUUAUGCAUUGACUAAUGGGUCGAUGUCUGAACAGUUUGAACGGGGAUCUGGAAAGUCUACGGGGGCAAGAGAUCUUACAUGGUCGCAUGCUGCGCUUAUUUCCGCUGCUCGUGCAAAAGCUGGUGCUCCUUCUGCUUAG
Messenger RNA from Mucor mucedo, 1005 nucleotides. Its product is annotated as Six-hairpin glycosidase-like protein. Gene Ontology annotation, molecular function: glucan 1,4-alpha-glucosidase activity. The transcript has 3 exons. Gene Ontology annotation, cellular component: fungal-type vacuole. Gene Ontology annotation, biological process: polysaccharide metabolic process. The coding region runs from base 1 to 1005 and encodes 334 amino acids. The record is from RefSeq and is a predicted model, not a curated record. NCBI's taxonomy places the organism in Eukaryota, Fungi, Mucoromycota, Mucoromycetes, Mucorales, Mucoraceae.